GAGAUAUUGUUCAAAACAAUGUGAUUGCAUUUUCAACUUAAAAUCUCGAAUGCGUUCACACGGUCAUCAAGUGCAUAACCCAAAAUCCAAAUCGAAUAGAUACUUUUGAAUAUUAUAAACACAGAGAUUCAGGUUUUGGAUUUCCUACUGCCUAAAACAAACAAAAUUCUGCCAGAUAACACGAAGGAUCUUUGCAUCUCUUGUCAGUACCUUUAAAACAAAUAAAAUUCUGCCUGGAAAUCUCUGUUUUACAGAAACUGCCAUUUGGGUAUUGUUUUUUAACUUGUAGUGGGCUCUGUAAGUACAAAGUCAUGAGCUCUGUAAGUACAAAAGUCGCAGUCAAUUUAAUGGGAAAAAUGCAGCUAUUCGAACAGUUGCAGGUUAAUUUGGCCGUCAAGAAGGCUCAGUUAGUUCUUCCCACUGAGAAGAAGGUUGGUCUGGUGUUGGUGGACAUCGUCAAUGGCUUCUGCACAGUUGGCUGUGGCAAUCUGGCUCCCCAACACCCCAAUCAGCAGAUAAAUGUUAUGGUGGAAGAGAGUGUGAAGCUGGCCAGAGAAUUUAGUGCUCGAAAAUGGCCAAUACUGGCAUUUCUUGACACACAUUAUCCAGAUAAGCCAGAGCCUCCUUAUCCUCCUCAUUGCAUAGUAGGAACUGGUGAAGAAAAUCUUGUUCCAGCCCUUGAAUGGUUGGAGAAUGACCCAAAUGUUGUCAUAAGGCGCAAAGAUUGCAUAAAUGGCUUUGUUGGUUGCAUUCAGCAGGAUGGCUCCAACGCAUUUGUUGAUUGGGUGAAAGCCAAUGAUAUUCAAGUAUGGCAUUUGUCAAUCCAGAUAUUAGUUGCAGGCAUAUGUACAGACAUAUGUGUGCUAGACUUUGUAUCAACUGUUCUAUCAGCAAGAAACCGUGGCUUUAUUCCUCCUUUGGAAGAAGUUCUGGUAUACUCUCAAGGAUGUGCAACUUAUGAUCUUCCUGUCGAGUCUGCAGAAAAAAUAGAAGGUGCAUUUCCUCAUCCACAGGAUGUAACUCAUCACUUAGGCCUAUACUUUGCCAAGUCCAGGGGGGCUGAAAUUGUGGACAAGGUCUCAUUCAUUUAGAGAAUACAUGUAGACAUUAUGUUUUUUUAAUGCAUCCUGAGCAGAUAGCACAAAAUUCAAAUUCAACUCCUUUGUAUAACACCCUUUAUUAAGGAUUUCUUUGUAUUCCAAACAAACUUUGCAUGCAUGUCACCUGAUAUUUUUAGUAAAAGGUAUAUAGUUAUACAUAUGAAAUGCUUAAAAGUCUA
Messenger RNA from Cryptomeria japonica (Japanese cedar), 1279 nucleotides. RefSeq names its product nicotinamidase 1. Gene Ontology annotation, molecular function: nicotinamidase activity. The coding region runs from base 312 to 1091 and encodes 259 amino acids. The transcript has 5 exons. The record is from RefSeq and is a predicted model, not a curated record. Gene Ontology annotation, biological process: pyridine nucleotide salvage. Lineage: Eukaryota; Viridiplantae; Streptophyta; Pinopsida; Cupressales; Cupressaceae.